UUUGUUGGCAACGGCCAUAUCAUAUGGCGCUCUGUUUAACGAAUGUCAACGUGAAACCAAAAACAGAAUUCAAGAAUCGUGUGUUUUCUGGGGUUUUUUUUUCUGAUGUCCAGGCUCGUCACAAAGAUGUAUGCAGUGUUUCUGUGUGUAGGAGUUUUUAUCUUUGCCAAUGGUUAUGUAAAUGUCGCCCUCAACAAACCAGCGUACCAACAGUACCCAUACAGUCCAGGUGACGACACAUAUGACGCCAGUAACGCUGUAGACGGACGUAAAUCAGACCUGUAUUAUGAUGGAGGUCAAUGUGCUGUAUCAAACAAGAGACAAACCGCCACCUGGUGGGUGAACCUGACCACCAUCCACAGAAUCCACCACAUCACCAUCUACUUCGGGACGGACCAUAAACCAUCGGGUUUUAUUAAUAUCCUUCCUGAGUUACCCCUUGGAUUCUCUGUGUACGUCUCCAAUACAACAGACAGACUACAGGGAACACUGUGUUACAAGGACGACAACUUUACACUAGACACCAUACCCGCUGUCUUCACCACCACCUGUCCUGUACAUGGACAGUACGUCAUCUACUACAACGAGAGACUACCAGGAGUUACCUACCCUUACGACUACUCUAAAUAUGUUUUCACUGGCCUCUGUGAGCUGGAGGUGUACGGAUGUCCUGCUACCGGAUGUUACGAGUCAAACAAUACCCUCCCCUGUCCAGACGUUAAAUGUCAGUACUGUCACAUAGAAACGGGCACCUGUCAUGGCUGUAGAACUGGGUAUCAAGGUCACCGAUGUGAACUAGCUUGUGACGAAGGUUCAUAUGGACCCGGAUGCAAACAGAUGUGUGGGCAAUGUCGUCUUGUAAACCAGUGUUCCAAUAUCAAUGGGAUAUGUUUGACUGGAUGUGAUGCUGGUUAUAAAGGGGACUUGUGUAAAACCCCAUGCGACAGAGGGUCGUAUAGUUUUGAAUGCAAUGAAACAUGCGGGCACUGUCGUGACCAGUGUUCCAAUAUCAAUGGGAUAUGUGUGACUGGAUGUGAUGCUGGUUAUCAAGGAGACUUGUGUAAAACUCCAUGCGACAGGGGGUUGUAUGGAUCCGAGUGCAAUGAAACAUGUGGAAAAUGCCGUGGCCUUAACCAGUGUUCCAAUAUCAAUGGAACAUGUUUUACUGGCUGUGAUGCUGGUUAUCAAGGGAACUUGUGUAAAACCCAAUGCGACAGGGGGUUGUAUGGACCUGAAUGCAAUGAAACAUGUGGAAAAUGCCGUGGCAUUAACCAGUGUUCUAAUACCAAUGGAACAUGUUUGACUGGCUGUGAAGCUGGUUAUCAAGGGGACUUGUGUCAAACUCCAUGCAACAAAGGAUUGUAUGGUUCUGAAUGCAAUAAAACAUGCGGACAUUGUCGUGAAUUAAACCAGUGUUCCAAAAUCAAUGGAACAUGUUUGACUGGAUGUGAUGCUGGUUAUCAAGGGAAUUUGUGUAAAAUACAUAAGUGUUUAGUGUGUUAUAUCAAUGUUAAUGAGAAUACAUUCGUUAAUAAGUCGUGUUAUGAAUAGCGUAAGAUGAAAACCAAUAAGUUUAUAUACAGUUUAGAGUAGGUUUUGUUUUUAAUUUAUAAGACAUUUUUUCUACCGAAUCCGAAUGACCACUGUCAUUUUCAAAGCGUGUAUGUUUACGAUCAACUGCAUGAUAGUGCGUUUGUUUUGGAGAUUUAUGGUACGUUUAUGACAGCUGACAAAGAAUUGCGGGUAAGUGUUCUCACCUUGUCUGUGAAACAUACAAUGUUAGACCAUUAUAUUGUGAAUAAAUAUUGUUUAAAUAUGUUCUCACAAUACUAUAUUUAUGGUAUGUGUUAAUCAGUAUUGAAUGCAUUUUUAAAAAAUUGAGGUAGUAUCCAUGACUUUGCUUGCAUAAAAUGUAUAAAACAUCAUCCAUUGUAGUUUGGCAUAAUAACACCUUGUAAAUGGUAAAUACUGUGGAAUCCUUAGAUUUCGAGGUGGCUCAUUGUUCGUGCAAUUCGUUGCUAUCUCUCAUCCACGAACUUACAUACUUAAAGAAAUAAUAAGUUGGUGUUUUAAAAUCAUAUUUCAUUUCGUAGGAAUAAGGGAAUGCACGAAAUUACGUUCCCACAAACCAGUAAAAUUUAAUCAAUUCACGAAAUUUGGCCCCCACGAACUUUAAUGAUUCCACAGUAUAUUUCAAUUGUCAACUCAUAGAGUUCUAAUUGAUGCUAAAGCAACAUCUACAUAGUUUUAUAAACUAAUUAUUUCCACGUUUAAGAUUCUUUAUUUUGUUUUUUAAACUAUUCAGUGUUGAUCUUUUUCAUUACUAUGUUCAUUAUUUAACUUAUUUUUAACGAUUAGAUUUCAUUUUGAAUUGUAAGCCUUCACUCCUAAAGUAGUUUUAACAUAGUUAACAUAUUUUCAGGUAUAUCGAUUAAUCAUCAUGAAAUAUUAUCAGCGAGCAUGUUCUGAUCGACAUUCAUUAUUGCAAAAGCGUAAUUUCUCAUUGAUUACCUUAAGCCCCCUUUUACAAUUAUGCGCAAGAGCAGAAUCGAUAAAUAUAUGCGAACGACCGAAAAAAUAGAUAUGGUUCGUUAACUGUUGCUAAAGAUAAUCGCAUAUUAAAGUGUACUCGUGUAGAACUCAUAUGAUUUAGAUGAACACUUUUGUGAGCUAAGUUAUACUAAAUUACAUAUAAUGUGUAAGGAGUAUGUUGAUAAAAGGAUGAACUUAUUUGGAUUCUUUUUUUUAUAUAUUGUAUCUACUUAUGAUAAUAAGAGUGUAUCAUUUACUAUCUUUACAAUUAAACAGUUAGUUGAUUUUUUUUAAAAGUUUAUUUUAUGUUCUAGCAGUUAUUAUUCACAAAAUGUUAAAUCUAUGUUUUGUUUUAGGAGUAGAAAUUCAGUUGUGAUAUCGCAAUCAAAUGUUUGCAGCCGCACCUUUAUCUCAAGACGAUCCAGACUAAAUGUUUACCAUUAAGUAGAAUCUAUUUGUAACUUAAGCUUUGUUUUACAUUAAAAUGUUGAGAUAUUUUAAUACAUUGAACCUCUAUGUGUUUUGCUAAUGAAGCGGUUUUGAAAAUACUUGUAAAAAAAACUUCGAUAAAAAGUCGUAAGUAUUGUCAGAUGUCUUAGUUGUCUUCUCCUAAUAUCUAGACGGCCGCAUUGCAUACCUUGGAACACUGGACCAUGAUUGUUCCUAUGAGUAGACACAGCUGGGAUUGAUUUUUGGUGACCUUUUCUAUUACUAGGGAAGCCGGUCAAUGUAUUGAAUUGUUAAACUUUAUUCUGUGGUUUCUACGCUAACCAAAUGAAUUCCAUACCAUGCAAUUGCUACGGACAAGUAUCCUCUGGGUUCCACUUACCAAGAGGCUGAUGUAAAACGAAACAUUUCCAACACAAUGUUUCAUUCACUGAUAAUGUGUUCACUGUGGCAAUGUUUGAUUUUUCUUUAGUUUUGAACAUUUGUAUAUUUUGAUUCGUUAUUGAUAAAAUUGU
Molecule: messenger RNA, 3494 nt
Organism: Magallana angulata
Lineage: Eukaryota; Metazoa; Mollusca; Bivalvia; Ostreida; Ostreidae
Product: multiple epidermal growth factor-like domains protein 10
Exons: 11
Coding region: 106-1551 (481 amino acids)
Molecular function (GO): scavenger receptor activity
Source: RefSeq, a predicted model, not a curated record